This is a messenger RNA of Erythranthe guttata (spotted monkey flower), 2047 nucleotides long. RefSeq names its product protein DETOXIFICATION 24. Gene Ontology annotation, cellular component: membrane. The record is from RefSeq and is a predicted model, not a curated record. Lineage: Eukaryota; Viridiplantae; Streptophyta; Magnoliopsida; Lamiales; Phrymaceae. Gene Ontology annotation, biological process: xenobiotic detoxification by transmembrane export across the plasma membrane. Gene Ontology annotation, molecular function: xenobiotic transmembrane transporter activity; antiporter activity.
GCAUGGCAGUGCAAAAAAAGUUUGAUUGAAUAAAUGGUCCGUGUGUGUUGAUACGUGGUGAAUUCUCAGCCGUUCAUUCUACCAAACUCUUUGCAUAAAGCAUUUACUAUUUCACUUGUUCCUGUUUAUUUACAUUUCAUCGGGAAAGGGGGUUUGUGGAUUUUGUAGUUGUAUUGUACCCCCAUAAUUUUAUUUUAAAAUCAAACAGAAUAUUCUCUCAAGAAAUGGAAACCCUCCUCUAAUGGCCACCUUUUAAGUUCUUCUUCCUCUUUCCAUUACCACAGUCCUGUAAUAAUCUUUCAUUUGCACACACAAUCUUGUAGUAAACAACUCAAUCCAUGGAUAACAAUCUCCAAGAGAGGCUGCUGCCGGAAAACAAGGGGGCUUUGACGAAAAGGGUUUACGAUGAAUCGAAGAAAGUUUGGAGGGUUGCUUUGCCCGGCUUAAUAUCGAGAGUUUCUUCUUUCGGGACUAUAGUAGUGACACAGUCUUUUAUCGGGCACGUAAGUUCCAUCGAUCUUGCCGGUUACGCCCUUGUCCAAACCCUCCUCGUUCGGUUCGUCAAUGGCGCUCUGAUAGGAAUGUCGAGUGCGACCGAAACCCUAUGCGGGCAAGCGUUCGGGGCGAAACAAUAUCACAUGAUGGGAAUAUUCCUGCAAAGGUCGUGGUUGGUCGAUCUCGUCACGCUAACAAUCUUACUCCCACUUUUUCUAUUCGGCACCGCAAUGUUCAAACUACUCGGACAAGAUUACGCGAUCGCGGAAUCCGCAGGAACUAUUGCUCUAUGGUUCAUACCGUUCUCGUACGCCCUUGUUUUUAGCUUGACGAUCCAAAUGUAUCUACAAGCCCAGCAAAAGAACUUGAUCGUCGCUUAUUUGUCGGUCCUGCAAAUCGGCGUUCACGUUCCUCUGUCUUGGGUUUUCGUCUCUGUUUUCGGGUGGGGCGUUAGCGGCGCUAUGGCGGCGCUAAGUAUUUCUUCGUGGGUUGUUGUUUUGGGGGAGUUUCUUUAUAUUUUUGGAGGGUGGUGCCCGGAUUCUUGGACAGGCUUCACUACGGCUGCGCUUAAGGAUAUUUUUCCGGUUGUCAAACUCUCGAUUGCUUCCGGUCUUAUGAUUUGCUUGGAGAUGUGGUACUAUGCCAUUCUUGUCUUGGUUGCUGGAUACAUGAAAAAUGCAGAGGUUGCGAUUUCCGCCUUCUCUAUUUGCCUCAACAUCAAUGCUUGGGAGUUCAUGAUAUGCUUGGGAGUUCUUGGUGCCGCAAUCGUUCGUGUGGCUAAUGAGCUAGGAAGAGGAGAUGCUAAAGCUGUGAAAUUCUCCAUUAAAGUGAUCUUGUCAACUUCGACUUUAAUAGGGCUCGUAUUUUGGAUUCUUUGCUUAGUAUUUGGAAACAAACUCGGGUAUUUAUUCACCGACGACGAAGAAGUUGCAAAGAGUGUGGCCGAUUUGUCUAUUCUGCUUGCUUUCUCGGUUUUGUUCAAUAGCAUUUAUCCAGUGUUCUCAGGUGUAGCAGUUGGAGCAGGAAUGCAAGCUACGGUUGCGGUUAUAAACAUCGUUUGCUUCUAUAUUAUUGGAUUGCCGGUUGGACUUCUGCUUGGAUACGUCGGUCAUCUUCAAGUUAAGGGCUUAUGGAUUGGAAUGAUAUGUGGGGUUGUGGCCGAGACAUUUGCACUGAGUUUCAUGAUGUGGAGAACAAAUUGGGAUGAAGAGGUACUAAAAGCUUCGACUCGCCUGCGGAAGUGGUACCUUAAAUCUCCAGAAGAGGCGAACCGAAAGUCUGAUGAAGCUUGAGUUUCGAAUUUCUUGGAUGAUAUUAAAUUCGAAAUUUUUAGUAUGCAAAUUUCGUUUUUUUUUCGUGAUAAUUUUCCGAGCCCAUUUUCUGAAGGGUAUUUUUGUAACUUGAAAGCUGCCUCACUGUUCAAUUGUAGUGGGAGCUUCAAGAUUAAGAAUUAUCUCUUUAAUUAUUUUUCUAUUGGUGUUGAUUUAGUUAGCAAUUUAUGCUAAUGUUUUCAUACAAUAUGCUUUCUUUUUUGAGGUCUUUUGAUAUUUUU